Messenger RNA from Centruroides sculpturatus (bark scorpion), 828 nucleotides. Its product is annotated as glutamate receptor ionotropic, delta-2-like. Gene Ontology annotation, cellular component: membrane. The annotation marks the transcript as partial. NCBI's taxonomy places the organism in Eukaryota, Metazoa, Arthropoda, Arachnida, Scorpiones, Buthidae. Gene Ontology annotation, molecular function: ligand-gated monoatomic ion channel activity. The record is from RefSeq and is a predicted model, not a curated record. The transcript is spliced from 5 exons.
AUGGAAAAUGGAACGUGGACUGAAAUGGUAGGAAGAGUUACAAGAAAGGAAGCAGAUAUGACAAUUGUUCCAUUAUAUAUUACUUUGGAUCGUUAUUCUGCUGUGGAAUUUUCUACAUCAAUAGCAUUUCAGUCAACCGUUUUUAUUGUUAAAGCUCCAGAAAUGAUUUCAAACUGGAAAUCUAUCGUAGCUCCGUUCUCAUUUAUGAUAUGGAUAUUUAUAAUUGUCACUGUAAUUGUAUUUGGAUUGGUUUUGCACAAAGUAAUAGAAAGAGAUUUAACUGCACAAGAUAUUCAAGUAUAUUGGCCAAGACAUAAAGUCUUCUGGAAUUUAUUUUGCACUUUCUUGUAUAAGGGAAUGAAUUUGAAUUCAAUAAAGAAAUUCAGAUCCAGAUUUCUGAUAGGAAUAUGGUGGUUGUCUAUCCUCGUUCUAGUGUCUAGUUAUAGCGGGACUCUAAUGUCGUUCAUGACGUAUCCUUUACAUAAACCUGUUCCAAAAACAUUCGAUGAAUUAGCAGCUUUCGUCAUUAAAGGUGAAUAUUCGUGUGGAACAAGCGGAAAAUCUGCUUUAUGGCUAUCCAUUCUCAAUUCCAAAUUAAAGACAGCUGAAAUAUUACGAGAUAACAUCAUACGAAACGACAACUUUUUAGAAGCUUCGAGAGCCAUGGAGAGAGUAGAACAAGAACAUUUCGCUUUUAUACAAAAUAGUUAUUUAGUACGAAAGUUAAUCAGGAAAGAAGAUUUACAUAAGUACGUGAUUUCGAGCGACUCAUUUGCUGUAUUUAGUGAAGCUUACGGAAUGAAGAAAAAUUUCUCUUAUUCAAAAAAA